AUGCACCCUGCUGCUUCCCUCCUUUCUGUGUUUGUGGCCACUGCGCUGUGGGGAGCAGCCCCUAUCAGGGGGCUUAUUCGAGCGACUUCAUACUACAAUGCAAGCAUGAACUUUGCAGACCUCCCAGCUCUCUUUGGGACUGCCUUGAGCCCGGAGGGACUUAAGGGGUUCCUUGUGGAGGCUCACCCAGCCAAUGCCUGCAGCCCUAUUGCCCCACCGGCUCCAGCCUGGGUCAACGGGUCAGUUUUCAUUGCGCUGCUUCGAAGAUUUGACUGCAGUUUUGACCUCAAAGUCCUAAAUGCUCAGAAGGCUGGGUAUGAUGCCGCUGUGGUCCACAAUGUGGAUUCUGAUGAACUUGUGAACAUGGUGUGGAACAAUGAGGAAAUCCAGCAGCAGAUCUGGAUCCCGUCGGUGUUUAUCGGGGAGAAGAGCUCUAAAUACCUGCGUGCCCUCUUCGUCUACCAGAAUGGGGCUCAGGUGCUUCUGGUUCCCGAAAAUACAUUCCUUUUGGGCUAUCGCCUCAUCCUUUUCUCUGGGAUUUUGGGCGUGCUAAUUUUGGGCAUGGGAGCGAUUGUGACAGUUUGUUGUAUCCAAUUCCAGAAACAGCACCGGAACCGACUAACUGAAGAACAACUGAAGCAGAUUCCUACACGUGACUAUCAGAAGGGAGACCAGUAUGAUGUCUGUGCCAUCUGCCUGGAGGAAUGUGAAGUUGGGGACAAACUGAGGGUACUUCCUUGCACUCAUGCCUAUCAUUGCUGCUGUGUGGACAAGUGGCUCACUCAGACCCGGGAGACUUGCCCUAUCUGCAAACAGCCUGUUCAGCGGAAUCCUGAGGAGGAGGAGGAGCAAGAGGAAGAAAUUCAGGGACAAGAGGGUGUUGAGGAAGGGGAGCCAAGGGUCCACCUUGCCUCAGAACACCCACUUCUGGGCCUCAGCACCACACUUCCCAUAUCCUUUGGCUCCCUCGCCCCAGUCCCCUUUGUGUUUCUUGCGUCUUCAAUAGAUCCCUCACCCUCUCCAUCCUCCUCUUCCUCUUCAGCUGCCAUCUUGAACCAAGACUCCCUUUCCUUCCCACCUUUGGCGACCAAUUUGCACAGCCUCUCUUCCUCAGCCCUCAGUCUUCUAUGUUGA
Molecule: messenger RNA, 1134 nt
Organism: Phacochoerus africanus (Common warthog)
Lineage: Eukaryota; Metazoa; Chordata; Mammalia; Artiodactyla; Suidae
Product: E3 ubiquitin-protein ligase RNF167-like
Cellular component (GO): nucleoplasm; cytoplasm
Source: RefSeq, a predicted model, not a curated record